Zea mays is the source of this 1889-nucleotide messenger RNA. RefSeq names its product Katanin p60 ATPase-containing subunit A1. Gene Ontology annotation, molecular function: ATP binding; microtubule severing ATPase activity; ATP hydrolysis activity. Gene Ontology annotation, biological process: microtubule severing. The transcript has 7 exons. The record is from RefSeq and is marked provisional. NCBI's taxonomy places the organism in Eukaryota, Viridiplantae, Streptophyta, Magnoliopsida, Poales, Poaceae. Bases 149 to 1699 code for a protein of 516 amino acids. Gene Ontology annotation, cellular component: microtubule cytoskeleton.
CGACACUGCACGUGUACGAACCUACGACAGCUCUCUACUUCCCUCGCGUCCUCUCCAUCGAGAGCUGCUCCUGCUCGUCUCCUCCCACACCGCGCAAUUCGUCGGGAUUCGGGAACCCUAGCGCCGGAUCUCCGCGGCAGCGGCGGAAAUGGCGAAUCCCCUAGCGGGGCUGCAGGACCACCUCAAGCUCGCGCGGGACUACGCGCUCGAGGGCCUCUACGACACCUCCAUCAUCUUCUUCGACGGCGCCAUCGCCCAGAUCAACAAGCAUCUAACUACUUUGGACGAUGCUCUGAUUCGUACGAAAUGGAUGAACUGCAAGAAAGCAAUCUCUGAAGAAGUGGAAAUUGUGAAACAGUUGGAUGCUCAAUUAAAGUCCCUUAAAGAAGCUCCUGGGACAAGGCGGUCAUCAUCACCUCCUAUUCGGUCUAAUAAAUCAUUUGUUUUCCAACCGUUGGAUGAGUAUCCAACAUCUUCACCAGCACCCUUUGAUGAUCCUGAUGUGUGGGCUCCACCAAGGGAUACACCAACCCGAAGACCAACAAGAGGUCAAUCUAGUGCAAGGAAGUCCUCCCAAGAUGGAGCCUGGGCACGUGGUUCAUCAAGGACUGGAACACCUAGUCGAAGCGCAAAACCUAAUGGGAUUAAAGGAGGUGCUGUUAAAUCAACUGCCUCUAACAGUUCUGUAAGGAAAGGGAAACAAAGUUCAAACAAGGCUGAUUCAACGAGUAGUGAUGCUGAGGAAGGUAAGUCCAAGAAGGGUCAGUAUGAAGGGCCAGAUAUGGACUUAGCUGCAAUGCUUGAAAGGGAUGUUCUGGAUUCUACUCCAGGAGUAAGAUGGGAUGAUGUUGCCGGACUUAGUGAGGCCAAACGACUCCUCGAGGAAGCAGUUGUGCUUCCUCUCUGGAUGCCUGAAUAUUUUCAGGGUAUUCGUCGACCUUGGAAAGGAGUUCUUAUGUUUGGUCCACCAGGCACGGGAAAGACUCUUUUGGCAAAGGCAGUGGCCACCGAAUGUGGAACAACAUUCUUUAAUGUUUCCUCUGCAACACUGGCCUCUAAAUGGCGUGGCGAGAGUGAGCGCAUGGUCCGUUGCUUAUUUGAUCUUGCGAGGGCCUAUGCUCCAAGUACAAUUUUCAUUGAUGAAAUUGACUCCUUAUGCACGUCGCGCGGUGCCUCCGGCGAACAUGAGUCGUCAAGAAGGGUGAAGUCUGAACUUCUAGUGCAAAUUGAUGGUGUAAACAAUAGCUCCACCACUGAUGAUGGCCAGCCAAAAAUUGUUAUGGUUCUGGCUGCUACAAAUUUUCCAUGGGAUAUUGAUGAGGCACUGAGGCGGAGGCUGGAGAAGCGUAUUUAUAUUCCACUUCCAGAUUUUGAAAGUAGAAAGGCACUUAUCAACAUUAAUCUUAGAACAGUUCAGAUAGCCGCAGAUGUUAACAUCGACGAGGUUGCUCGGAGGACAGAAGGCUAUAGUGGAGAUGAUCUGACAAACGUUUGCCGCGAUGCCUCAAUGAAUGGCAUGAGGCGCAAGAUAGCAGGCAAGACCCGCGACGAGAUCAAGAACAUGUCAAAGGACGAGAUAGCCAAGGACCCGGUGGCCAUGUGCGACUUUGUGGAGGCUCUGGUGAAGGUUCAGAAGAGUGUCUCGCCUUCAGACAUAGAGAAGCAUGAGAAGUGGAUGGCUGAGUUUGGGUCUGCCUGAGACCUCGGCCAUCUGCUUGGGUCCUGUUCAAACAUUCGUUUUGUGUGGGUUGACACGGCAUUCCGUAGCAAUGAUACGGUGUUACCCGCCGGUGGUCUUGCUUCAUAUAGACCAGAGGCACGAGCUAUCUUGUCUGUUUCCAGUGAUGCUAGGAAUUGAGUUCACGAUCGUUUCAGUUCUUGGUAUAUGC